GUCGUCAUCGGCGUCAUCGGUCUUUUCCUGACUACCAGUGGAGUGAGUGCGAAUCUUGGCCAAUUUAGCCAGGAUUCGCAAACUCCGGCUGUUUCGCAGACGGGGCCGGUGUCUACUGUCUGUGGUAAGACUACGGACAGAUAAGGAGGCUUCUCUCGUCGGACUCAGAGGAGUCGUCGUAGUAAGACUUGAGAGCGGAUCGUGGUCUGCUUGACUGUUUCUCUCUUGGAUAUGGCCUCGAUAUAAACAUAUUCUGAAGCACGCUUGGGAGCCAACUACACACUACAGUGUUCUACAACUACUAGUACUACUACUACUAGUACCACUAGUACCUCUUCUACUACUACUAGUACUCCUAGUAGCGGUACGAACAAUCCAACGUACUGGCGCGAAUCUUUCGACAAUACUAGUGUGCGGCCAGUAAAAUAUCUGCAGGAGUUAGAUUUGCCAAAGUGUCUGAUAAAGGACAUUCACGUUGGAGUGCGAAAAGUUCUGGGUGUGUUUGUGUUAUUUUCUUGUAUCAGGAGAAAGUCCUCCUGACUUGUCAGAUCCUGUGAGAUCAUGAUGAAGAUGAUGAUGAUGGUGGUACCGUGAUUUGUGAUGUGAUUGGGACCACCCUCCCAUAACUUUGGCAGGUAUAAACACGUGGAACACGCUGUACACUUCACCUCUUUUCUUGUGUCAAAAUCCUUGGACUUGUUGGAUGCUCCCGUGGAGCUCGGAUCAACAUGUCGGAUCCCUUGUGUGUUCCAACCUCUGCAGAACCCUCUUAGGGUCAUGAGGAGAAGUUUCGACUCUGAGGACCCAAAGGCACACAUCAAUAAUCACCGUCGUCGAUCAUCCAACCAGUCGUAUCCAGACUUCCAUUCAUCGGUUCAAGAGCCCUCCCCGUCCGCGUCUUCAUCCUCGACUUACGCCACCAGUUACCCGUUCGAUCCCAAGAUUGCACCCAGCAACAGGGUGAUCGACUUUGGUGCAUCCUCUUCGACCUCGUUUCCCUCUCCUUCACCAGCCAAAAGUGCAUGGCUAUGGCCGACAAUCUCAUCACCAUUGUGCACCGAAGGAGAAGUCGGUCCAAAGAGGGCGAAGAAGCCAAAUGACCUCCACGAGGACCGCAUGACGUCCUCCGCGUUUGUCGGGACGAAAAGCGUAGCAGCCAACUCGAAUUCGAAUUCCUCGUCCUCCGCGGUCGGAGGCUCCGCCACUGCAGCUCAACCGAGUUCUGACUUGUGUUCCUCCGUUGUCCCUUUUGUACCUUCCGUUAGACACGAUCGGAGUGGUGUGGGUGGUGGAACAUUACUUGAAGACUCCUCAGGCUUAACAAAGGGAGAGGGAAGAAAGAGAAACUGUGAUUUCCGAUGCAGCAGCCCUUCUCCUCUUACUUUCAGCAACGCGUCCUCGUUGUCCUCCCCUCUGGCCUCGACCUCGAGUUCAGUGCAUUUUUCUGCACCAACGUGUGCACAGCAACAACAACAGCCUCUCCAAGAGCGGUACGUUGAAGAACAAAAACCUUUCGAACACUUUUUAAAUAGUGGAACCAGGAACUUGGUGAAUAAUAGUGAUUCUCUGAGAAAAAAGCAAGGGCAAGACAAAGUGGGAUCAAAUAGUGGCCAAAACCAACCCAUCAACCAACCCAUCAACCAACCCAUCAACCAACCCCAUCAACGCCAACACCAACAACACCAUUCGCUUCAGCCACAACAGCAACAGCAUCAUCUUCAUCAACAUCAUCAACAUCAUCAACAACAGCAACAACAGCAACAGCAGCAAAAUCACCUUCAAUCAUACCCCAAUCCCCCUCACCACCACCCACUCCAAGCUUCGAGUGGUGGCCACACUGGGACCAGUGCAGUCCUCUCGGGGCACAACGCAACUAUGCAACCGGCUACUGAUUAUCUGAGGCCUUACAUUCAUUACCCAGCUACUGCAGCUGCAUUGUACCAUUCCGCUGCCACGAUGGCUCCCACAGCUGCCUCCCGCCUGGAGCAGACCGGACUUGGGGAUCGAACAGUGCCUUUUCCGUCAAUCAACCCGCUGGCAGCCUCCCAACAUCCCAUUGCCUCGAACUACUCGCAUAGGUAUGACACGGGUCUACCAGCUCACCACCAAGCACUGUAUUCGUCCUCGUACUCUGCUUUUGAAUCUCCCUAUACCUCCCAAAUUACUCCCACCACCCACAUCCCUUUGGGCGGGGGAGAUUAUGCCCAGCAUCCCCAACAGCAUCACAGUGCUCAACCACAAAAUCAACAGCAGCAACAAAGGUAUUUCUUGGCCCGGCCUCAGCCCACGAGGCUCCUGCCGGCUUCAGCUGUCUCAACCGAUCUUGUCAGUCCCCAACAAACCCGAUCUCAGACCUCGCCCUACUCCAUAGCUGCUGCCAAAAUGGACAACAUCCUAAACAAUAAUAACAACAACAACCACCAGCACCACAACAACACCAACAACACUGGCAGUCCCCACAACCCCAAUGCAUCCUCUUCUCCUUCCACCAACAUCGACAGCAAUGGUAAUCUGUCGCCGGCCUCCGAUCGAAAUGAUGCCUCGAGUAAUAAGUUCAGGUACCCAAGUGGGGCAAAUAACUCAGUACAAAGCUCCUCAGCCUCCUCGCCCCCGCACAUGGAUCGAGGAGGAGGCCGAGCCAUCACUCCGUCGUCCGCCCUCUCCUCGAGGGAGGGAACGCCCAUGCCAAGCGCCAACAAUCGGGAUGAACCACUGGCACCCAACGUGGACAUCUCCAAGGUGCAGGCCAAGGAAAUCCAGCAGAACAACAAGCAACAACAAAUGCAAACUUUUAUGCAGUCCCAAGUCACGGCAGCUGGUCCCACAGCUGUGGGAGCCGCAGCUCCUUCUCUUGCUCAACAGAAUUUUCAUUUCGGCAUGGGAGCAGCCAGUUCAAUACCAACUAGAGGUUUUGUGGGAACCUCGCCGUCUUACUUCCCCUCGUCAGGUCCAGUGAAUAGCAUGUUGGACAGUUCUAUUGCUCAAAGGCCACCAAAGCAGAGGCCUCCCCGAGAGGCCUCACUUCAUGUCAAGAUCGGGCGAAGACCGGCUCACCUUCCCAAAGUGUUGAAGUUCACAGACAAGACCUUACCCUCGGGUUGGGUCCGAAAGCUCAAGCAGAGGAAGCAUGGCAAGCAGGCAGGGCGGUGGGACGUCUAUAUCUAUAGUCCGUGUGGCGUCAAGUUUGCUUCAAGAAAGAAACUCAAAAGUUUCUUUGAGAAGAACAACCUCACUCAUGACCCGGAAGACUUUGAUUUCACUCCCUACGGAAGGCACAUUGAAUCGAGGACCAAUCAUGCCAGCAAUACGAGUGGAUCCAGCGUGGGAACGGUGAGCAGCUCAAUAGGCACUCUGGACUCAGGUGCGGCAAGUAGGCACAAUUCGUCAGGCAGUACCGGGAGCAACGGGACCCAUCCGGGCAGCUGCAGCCCGGCAUCGAUUUCCUAUUCCCCCACUUAUUCCCUGAACAACUAUAUACCCCCCUCGAUGGCAUUCAGCACGGCCUCCACAACGACGGGAGCUGGCCUGAUGCCCACAAGUGCGAGUUCCUUUGUGGACUACAAUAAUUUCCAAUUUGAUCCUCACAUGGACAACCCCCCAAAUGCGAAUGUAUUAGACGUUCCCCCCAACGAGUUCAAUACCUUGGGUGGCGGGUCACCAUUGCCCUACGCCCACUUGGGGCGUGGACACCACCACCCGAUCAUGAAUAAGGGAGGGACCAUGGGCUCGGAGUUUUUCCCUUCUUCGGAAAUGGCUGACCUGAUCGGAAGUUCCACUAACGAACUUCACAAUGGGUACAGCAGUGACCUGAAGAUGGGCCUUCAAUCCUUGGGCGGCUCCCUCACUGCCACGAAGCUCAAUGACGACCAGGACCUGGCUGACAAGAUCAAUCUCCCCAGUGAGAAGUCCCAGGGACCGUCAGCUCACCAGGUUGCCUCGACUGCUUGCUACAGCACUGCCAUCUCUGUUUCGCCCACUUCUGUGAUGGCCAAUCCCACCCAGGCCUCCGUCAGCCUCCCCUCGGUGGCAAAUUCUCACGGUCACGAAAAUGCUCACGAGAAAGCCUUCAGCCUCGGUCGAACAAUCAACAUGCUUCAAGGAGGUCAGGAGGGCUUUGAAGACUCGUACUUCUACGACUAGUGAAUGCAAACAGUUGAGGCGUGUCGUGGCACGCCCAAGCGACAAAAAGAAACGGGUGUUUUACUCUGAUUAUUAUCUUUUCCUUUCCUCUUUCGCGAACUUGAAUUACAAUUGCAAGAGGAUCUUGGUGAUGCUCGAGCCCUCCCAAUCCCCUCUUGACGUGUACCCACGCACGCACACACAAACAAAAAAAACACUACUGCCAAGGAGAGUAAGUACCAGAAGCCGCCAUACAGGUCUGUUGAAAGGACCCUUGUCUUGGUUGAACAUCAUUCGCGCCGUUGGCAUUCACCAUUCGCUUGGUCAACUUGACCUCUGGAGGAACAAGGUCAAUCAGCAGCUCCUGCCUCGCAAGAAAAAUCCGUUGCCGAUGCGUCUCUUGCUCCUCGCCUCCACCACGAUUGUUCUCUAGGUGUUCGAAAGUCACCAACCUCUGUUGCUUCUACUCUCAUCUUCUUCAAAAGAAUCAAAAUGUUUAAACUUUAUGAAAGACACACAUAUGGACCAAGGAGUGAUCUCUCUCUCUCUCACUGUCUCUUUAAUGCUACCAUCACCACCCUAUAAAAACUAUUCUAUUACCAUUUUCACUCCCUCCCCACUUCCUUUAUAAUAUCCUCCCUCCCAUGUUAGACAUCACUAGACAUCGGCGCCCAACCUUCAUUCCCAUUCCUCAUAAAUCCACAUCACGUUUAUCUGCGCCAUAAUUCUUUUGAUUGUCAUUCAUCACAAACUGCAUACCGAACGACUCGUCGAUGUUCCAAUUUUCAUCUCUGAAUUCUUACCAUGGACAUUGACAGCAAGAGAAAGAAGAUACCAACCAUGGCUAACCAAAUUUCCCAAGCCCCGCAUUGCCCCCCUACCUGCCCUCUUUUCGCCAUUUGAUUUUCAUUGUUGAGUCUCUCACCUACCUGACUCCUCCGAGAACCUGUGUAGAACCAAUGUUAGGAAGAAUAUUUUAUGAAUCUCCCUCCCUUGUUCCCCCGUCUCCUCCGUUUCUUGUUGUUCCAUCAACUUCACCUCAGUGGUCCGCUUUCCUUUCUUGCCCAGAACCGCCGAGUUCUGUUCCCUUGAUCAAGUCGUUGUGUGUGAGAUUGUAUUCCUGAGGCAUUCAAUGCCCACCCUUUUCCAAAGCAAGCGACCCUGGACAUCUAAUGUCCAUAAAUGCCAUUGAUAUUACUACCCUACUACCACAACAUUGUUAUACUGCAUCAAUAAUGCUAUUCUGUACCUGGUGUAUACUCGAGAUGGCUCUGAUGGCAACGACUUAUGCCCAAUGAGACGACGAUGGUGAUGAUGAUGAUGAAGACGAAAUCGAAGAAAAAUCACCAACGAUGAACACUACUUUUGCUGGCUGUGCUCGACAUGAAAAUUAUGUGUGAUAUUUAAUAAGUGAAACAUUGCUAAAUUUACAUCAUCUGGACCUGAGCUCAAUGUCACUUGAACGUCAGAGUUCCGUUGAACCAGGCAAACGAAACCCAAAAAUACUUGUCCUUGAUUACUGCACUUGCAAGGACGACCAUCACCAUAACCUUCCGAAUUGGAAAGGGGAUAUUUGAUCCGUUCCUUAUCUUUCUGUUAUCAUUAUAUUCUUAAAUUUAAUGCCGAUGAUUUUUUUUAGUCUCUUGCUUUCCUCUGUCAUGUGCGUGAUCCUUUAAAAUCAAACUGUUCGAACCAACACUUGUCAGUCUCGAGAUGUUUCUUAUUCUUUUUCCAUUCCGAAGAAAAUACCAACCCAACCGUUUUUUGCCCAAUCGCUGACAAUUUACCCUGUCUCUCUUGAAGCCAAUAUUUCUUAGUAUAUUCACCAAACAGCAUCACCACCACCACCAUAACUAGUAACGGCAGUAACAUGAGCUAAAGCUUUGGAAUCCAACCAACAACAACUACUACUACAACCACCUCAACAACAGCCUCUUUUUCCUCCUCCACCUCCUCCUACUCUACUAUCAUUCUAUGACCCCGCCGCUCGAAGAGCUCUCCGACCUCUUCAUAUAUUUCUCCGCCGUCAAGAUUUUCAUCGACAAUUUUUACAGUCCGAAACCCCAAGAAACACCAUUAUCCACUACAAAAAGAAUCAAAUUGCGGAUUCCCUGUGAAUCCGUACCAAUAUAUAUCCUCCCCUUUGUCCCCAUGCCACUUUAAACAUACCCAAAACAAUUAUUACAACAACAAGUACUACUACUUCUACUACUACUACUACUACUACUACUACUACUACUACUACUACCACCACUACUACAAUCCUUGAGUCCCCUGUAAAUAUGCAAUAGAUAAAGAAUAAUGAUAAUACCACUAUAUUCUGUUAAGUCAGGUCAAACUGCGACUUUUGUUUGUUUCAUCAGGCAUACACAGCAUUGUGAAAAUCAAGAAAUAAACAAGUUCUUAAGA
This is a messenger RNA of Tigriopus californicus, 6528 nucleotides long. RefSeq names its product myb-like protein AA. The transcript has 2 exons. The record is from RefSeq and is a predicted model, not a curated record. Lineage: Eukaryota; Metazoa; Arthropoda; Copepoda; Harpacticoida; Harpacticidae. Bases 778 to 4140 code for a protein of 1120 amino acids. Gene Ontology annotation, molecular function: DNA binding.